Molecule: messenger RNA, 1519 nt
Organism: Maniola jurtina (meadow brown)
Lineage: Eukaryota; Metazoa; Arthropoda; Insecta; Lepidoptera; Nymphalidae
Product: ubiquitin-conjugating enzyme E2Q-like protein CG4502
Exons: 6
Coding region: 620-1381 (253 amino acids)
Source: RefSeq, a predicted model, not a curated record
GAGCUGCGAUCUCAGUGUGCGGGACUCGCCGAUAUGGUCCAGCCGCGUGUGUGACCUCUAGCCUCAAUCCCCUUUACCGACCUUCGAUUGUGCAGAAGGGCUAGGCGAUCCGAUCGGUUCACGCUAACCAGAAAAAGAGAUAAUAAAAGACUUGAGUUCUAGUUCAUUCACACGAGCAGCGCAGCGCCGUGUGGCUGGCCGGUAUGCGCCGACGCAUUGUAUCAUGCGUGUGACACAACGUCCGCCGGCCGACACAUCGCGAACGACCACCAGCCACUUCCAUUCAAUGUGCCAAGAUACGGUUUCAUCGGCACUCUCACUUCGCUAGUAGUCGCACGUGCGCCAUUGCACGCGGCGAGACUGCAAGCGUAGAGUACCGUUUGAUGGCAUCGACUACCAAGUUGCAAGCAUCAAACUACAAGUAAAAACAAAUGUGACACUGGCAGUUUUGAACGGAUUCGGAAAAAACGUAUUGUCCGUUUGAAGGAUUGUCGCUGUUAAAUUCUGGUUAGAUUCAAAUCUGUAAAUAAACAAAGAGGACACUGUAAACUGGCAAAUAAAUAAAAUAGUGGUUGUUCACGUUUUUGGUGGUCUUAAAGUGAUUAAUAAGUUUUGUAAAAUGACGUCGCGGUCCAAGGAGAAGGUGGCUGCAGCGUUCCGGAAGCUGUUCCGAUCUCCAGAGAAGCUGGACAAAGACGGAGCUGGACCGAGCGGCUCGCCAGCCAGGCGUGGCCUUUUCCGAAGACAUAGAGACGGAGUCAGCCCAGCAGAAGCAGCCGUAAGUUUCCCGGCAAGUCCUGCUGCUUCAACGCUGGCAAAAAAGAAAGCAGUCGGGGCAAACGAAGAGCGGGAGAGGGCUGCAGGGGUGCGCACGCGCCGGCUCAUGAAGGAGCUGAAGGAAAUACAGCGGUUGCAGGAGCACAGGCCGGACCCUGUAUUUACAGUUGAACUAGUAAACGACAACUUGUUCGAGUGGCACGUGCGGCUGCACCAGAUCGACCCGGAGAGCGAGCUGGCGGCCGACCUGCGCGAGCUGGGCGUGCCGCACAUCCUGCUGCACCUCGUCUUCCCGGAGAACUUCCCCUUCGCGCCGCCCUUCAUGCGCGUCAUCGAGCCCAGGAUAGAGAAGGGAUUUGUUAUGGAAGGUGGAGCGAUAUGUAUGGAACUGCUAACGCCGCGCGGCUGGGCGUCCGCGUACACCGUGGAGGCGGUGGUGAUGCAGUUCGCCGCGUCCGUGGUGAAGGGGCAGGGCCGCGUGGCGCGCGCGCCGUCGCGCUCUACACGCGAGUUCUCCCGCCGGCGCGCCGAGGAGGCGUUCAGGUCACUCGUCAAGACGCAUGAUAAAUACGGAUGGGUCACACCCUCGCUGUCCGACGGUUGAGACAAGAUAAUUUUCAACCGUAACGCUGAAUGGAUCUCUCGUAGUUAAUUAACUCAAUUUUAUUGUAAUAAUUUUAGUUGUAUUUAGAUUAAAGAAGCCUAUACCCUGUCUCCGAGUACAGUGACAACUUGAAGAAUA